Epinephelus lanceolatus (giant grouper) is the source of this 1844-nucleotide messenger RNA. NCBI's taxonomy places the organism in Eukaryota, Metazoa, Chordata, Actinopteri, Perciformes, Serranidae. The record is from RefSeq and is a predicted model, not a curated record.
UCUCGCACACGCACCCAGAGAUAUUCUCGACCGAGCUACAUGCAUCACCGCACAUGUUGCGCUUUAAUACUAAACCGAUAAUAUUCUUUUGGGGGAAUUCCAGAGAUAAUAUUAGCUAAAUUUACGUCGUUUGCCUUUGUUUUCUCCAAAAACUAUACUGUUGUUUCCAAAAUUUAAUGAAACUAACGUUAUGAAACGUUAGUAACAUGCGUUAUAAUGCUUUCGAUAUUGGCUGUCUUCGGGUGUUUGGCUGUCUUCAUGGCACCAGGGCUGUGCUGUCUUGAAAAGGAAUAUAAAACAAGUGAUGGACGAUGUUGUCCGAUGUGUCACGAAGGUACAGUUGUUAAAAGAGACUGCACAACAGAGUCAGGCACACGGUGUGUCCCCUGUGUGAAUGGGACUUAUAUGAACCAACCCAAUGGCCUGAAAAAGUGUUUCCCCUGCACGUCCUGUGACCAGGGUCUCUUUGCCAAACAGCAGUGCACAGCAACAAGUGACACUGUGUGUGGUGUUUUAGAGGGCUACUUCUGCAAAUUGAAGGAUGAUACAGGCUGUAGUUUGGCUCAAAAACAUAGACCUUGUGAAUCUGGUCACAGGAUAAAAACACCUGGAACCAGCAGAACUGAUACAGUGUGUGAACCUUGUCAGCCAGGCUAUUUUUCACAGUAUGGUUUGAACUGCGCAGCUUGGACUAUUUGCUCAGAAACCCAAAAAAAGAUCAGAGAAGGAGACGCGCACAGUGAUGUUGUCUGUAAAGCAACUGCUUCAAGAGUGCAUUACUUCUUACCCAUACAUUUAUUAUUAUCAUCAUUAACAAUUGUUGGGCUUUUGAUUGGGGGUUAGUUUUGCAUGUUUUGCAUCCCUGAUUUGACUGCCUAAUAUAUAACAUCAUUUCCUCCCAUUUUUUCCUCAUUGUCUCCAGUGGAUGGUUGCUAAUGGUUUUAGCUAAUACAUUUCUUGCUUUUGGACUUUAAGUGACCUAAGAUUGGGAAAAAAAUCAGGUACAUUGCGACUUACACUUCCCUGGGACCACUGCCUCGAGAGACACUUCCAGGAACUGUUUGCCCUGGACAGCUCCCACGAUUACAGGAUUAUUUUUGGAUUCUACAUUCCAACACUCACCUGUGGUCAUGAGCUUGGUAUGGCUCAGCCUUAGAUAGGUUGAGGAGCUCAGAGAUCUUGUUGGAGCUCAGCAUAGAGUCGCCGCUCCUUUGCAUCAAAAGGGGCCAGUUUAGGUGGUUCGAGCAUCUGAUCAGGAUCCUCCUGGGCCCCUCCCGUUAGACUGAUCCAAGGCCUGGGGUAUACCCAGAGCAUGCUGGAGGAAUUACAUAUUUCAUCUGGGCUGGGAAUGCCUUGGGAUCCCCAAGGAGGAGGCUGAAGAGCAUUGCUGGGGAGAGGGACGUAUAGAGCACCUGCUCAGCCUAUUUCCCCUGUGACUGUUGUGGUGAAAAAAUAGACUGCGGUGUUGAUCAAUAUUUAGUAAAAAAUUCUUCCAGUAAAACCAAAGAAAGUCCAGAGCACUCUGAAGAAAAAACAGGAGGCUAAUCAGAAGUCCAAUGCAAGAAGGUUUAUUCUAUGUUCAGAGUUGACAUCCAAAUAAACCCAUUUGAGUUGGUGGUCCGGACCAAGAACUGAACCCACAAGCCUCGGGCACUGACCUUUAUACCCAGUCUCUCUCUCUUUCUAAUGCUCACUUUCUUAAGAUUUUAACCAAUCAUAUGUGUAGAAUUACUAUUAUUUUUUCUAAUACAUAUUGUUGGACUAAGAGUCUCAUCCUACUCUCCAAUGUGCUAUGUGUGAGCUCAGUCCUGCGUGUUCUUUAAUGAAGCAAUAGGAGAAGAUAU